Molecule: messenger RNA, 1275 nt
Organism: Ahaetulla prasina
Lineage: Eukaryota; Metazoa; Chordata; Lepidosauria; Squamata; Colubridae
Gene: FAM241B
Product: family with sequence similarity 241 member B
Exons: 4
Coding region: 461-844 (127 amino acids)
Cellular component (GO): intracellular membrane-bounded organelle
Source: RefSeq, a predicted model, not a curated record
GCGACUCCAUCCAUACAAAUGAAUUUAUCAGCCUUGAAACCAUCGCGGAGCAAAUUUGUUGGGAUGUAGCCUAGGUGGAAGGGCCGGAUUUCCCUCCCUAGAUGGCUCAGCGGCUAAGACGCUGAGCUUCGUCGAUCGGGAAGGUCCGGCGGUUCGAAUCCCUAGUAUAGGUCUCCUGCGUGAGCAGGGGGUUGGACUAGAUGACCUCCAAGGUCCCUUCCAACUCUGUUACUUGCUGGCAUUUGGGAAAAGGGUUAAUCCAGGUCCCAGGCAUACUCUUGACGCUAACCAGACAGCAGUCGUGCCUCUGACCAUGUACAGAACAUUCAUCUCCGGGCCAGGGACUGAAGCCUUCGCAUCAGGAAUAAUUGUGACAUCAUCGCUGUUUGCUAAUCAUCUCUCUGGCUGCUUGGUGCCUUUACUCUUGGUGUAAAAAAGCCAACACAAGACUGCUAUAAGGAUGGUGCGAAUUUUGGCUAAUGGAGAUAUUGUGCAAGAUGAUGACCCUCGAGUACGACAGACCACUCAGAAUAGGGAGAACUCAUCUCGACUCGUGAGGAAUGGUGGCUUUUUCAACGCAACCUCCAACGCUGGUCCUAAUCCACCACAGCACUACCAGCAGCAGCAGCAACAGCGCCAGAAUGCAAGGCCUGGGGAACGUUCACCGUUUUCAGACAUCAAUCAGCAGCUGGUGAACAUGGGCUUCCCCACUUGGCACCUUGGCAACCAGGUGGUGGAGCCAGUGAUGUCCAUCCUGCUGCUCUUCCUGCUUAUGAUGGUGGGCGUGCGUGGCCUGCUCUUGGUGGGCCUCAUUUAUGUCGUCUCCCACCUAAGCCAGCGAUGACACGAACUCCUGCACGGACUGCCGGUUGCCUGAGGGAUUCGGAACCGAACAUUUUUGCCCAAUGUAUGAGCGUGGGUUAGAGAGAGUCUGUAUGUCUGUAUAUGUGCGUGUUUGAAACAAAUUCUCCUUGCUCAAGAACUUUUGUAAAAUGGUGUUUUCAAGAGACAGAAUUAAGCAACUUGAAGUAUGAGCUAAUGAGGAUGUAUAUAUAUAUAUAUAUAUAUGUAGGUCUUUGGUUAUUCGGGUUUUCUUCCGCAUAAAAUUGGAAGUGUCUUAGCGACGUUUCGACGAAGUCUCAUUCGUCAUCUUCAGGCUGGUGCCUUCUGCUUCAUGCUUCGAAUGAGACUUCGUUGAAACGUCGCCAAGACACUUCCAAUUUUACGCGGGAGAAAAUCCGAAUAACCAAAGACAGACAGACAGACAGACAGAUA